GAUGAGCAAAAGUCAAACCAUUCAGGAAUUCGAUGAGAAUUUCUUCAGCAGCUUUGCUGUACCGAAAGUCAAGGACUAUUCGAGAUUAUCGAGCUCGCCGAGCAGAGACCAGCCGUGUGAGACGUCAUACUUCGAAAAUCACUUUCCAAGCCUGGAAUGCGACACGCCGGUCAAAAUGCAACUUCCCAAGACGAAGCGGGAAUCCGAUGAUGAUCUCCCAUCUCCAACUAUCGAUAAUCUUCUUUCGUCUUCAUCGGAAUCCACUGUAAUCAACGCAAGUCAAAAUGACAACACAGAAGAGAAGCAGCAGCAACCAAUCAGAGAACCACUCAAAAUCGUGCCAAACGAGGACGCAUCAGCUUCAGGAAGCGGUGGAGAAAAUCAGCUAAUCGAGGGACUUGAGAAAUUGUCAAUGUUUGCACCAAAAGCUCCAGAGGAACGUCUUUCGCAGCGUCGCCGUUCAGAGCAGAGAAAGAAAGAAGAGGAAGAUAAGAGGACAUCCGUCAUUGCUCCAGCGUCCGGAACUCGUUCUCGCUCGAUCAGCACGAAACGUUCAAUGUCGCGUGAGCCAGCUGCAGCAGCUCCACGAGCACCAUCUGUGCCACGUCCACCUCACAAUUCUGUCACUCGCACCAUCUCCGCGCCAAUUGCAAAUACCGGACCAGGUGUCAUUACUCGUGCGAUGGCUGCUCGUGUCGCUGAAAAUGUCACCAAAACAAGUGUUCGUCGAAGUGUUAUGCCUCUCAAAGUGGCUCAGAAAACGCCGGUUGCCGCAGUAAAAUCGGAUGCUGCUACUGCAGGAGGUGACAGAUCCCGUGACCGUACACGCCGUACCAAUACAACGGCUUCUCGUCGAAGUGUUUUCCCCAAUAAGCCUGCUGCUGCUGCAGCAAACACCACUCCAAUUGCUCCACCGCGGCGUUCGGCAUCGGCGAACAAGGCAACAGCGCCGACGUCGGUGAGCAAAUUGACGCCGAAGAUUCGUCCGAUUGCAACAGCCAAUCGCUCAUCGAUUCUUCGAAUGAAUGUUGUGAAGCCAACUGUUCCGGCUCCGGCUCCUGCUGAUGCUCAACAGAAUAAAGCGGCUUCACGUCCUGCUGUUCCAGCUGGUGGAGCAGCUCGUAACCGGCAGCCGCUUCGAGUCAACCCGGGAACUCCGAGCACAACGAUCAAGAAACCACCAGUGGCUUCAUCCGUACAACGCCAGCCGCCGACUCGAGCUCGGUCAGUGGACCGUUCUGGCCAACCUCCAAUUUCGGCUUCCACUCCAGGGAAAGCCUCCCGUGCUGACCUUUUCAACAGACUUGCCACACCAAAGGUUACUGCUACGCCAACGAGGACUUCACACGAGGGCCCAGCGUCGAGUAUCCGAAAAUCUGCUGUGCGCCCUGUGCCAUCAUAUGUGUACAGCUCCUACAAAGGAAUGCCAUCUGCCGGAGGUCUUCACGGAAUUCGUGCUCCAUCAAAGGAUCGUUCGACUCAGAAGCCACCAGCAGCAGCUUCUACUCCACAAUCGAAGCAGUAAACGAAUGUACAUAUGAUCGUUGUCGUAUUCCAAUGGGACCAGCUUCAUCUUCACCGCGAAAAUUAAUUUUAAAAAAAAUAUUUAUGAUGAUUCUCAUUGAUUUUUUUGUCUCAUCCCACCCCCUUAUACCGUAUUUUUUCUCUUCUUCAUAUCCAUAGUUUUUGUUGAGCUAUCUUUUCCCGUUCACCUUUUCGCGCGCGCGCACUGAUCUACUAGUGUUCAUUAUUUCUGACUAAUUCUGUAUAAUAGACCGGCCCCCACACACACAUGUUUACAAAAAAAACCGGAAGCCCACACACACACACACAGAUUUAUUCUUAUUAUUAUUAUACCUUUUCUUUAUCAUUCAAUCCAGUGAAAUUCACAUCCUUAUUGUUGUGUCUCCUCCACCCGCCCGCCCGCCCGCCCGCCCGCAAUGAACAUUU
Caenorhabditis elegans is the source of this 1950-nucleotide messenger RNA. It is a transcript of the gene tpxl-1, whose product is annotated as TPX2 domain-containing protein. The record is from RefSeq and is marked reviewed. Bases 2 to 1525 code for a protein of 507 amino acids. The transcript has 5 exons. Lineage: Eukaryota; Metazoa; Nematoda; Chromadorea; Rhabditida; Rhabditidae.